This is a messenger RNA of Paraphaeosphaeria sporulosa, 2525 nucleotides long. Its product is annotated as MFS general substrate transporter. NCBI's taxonomy places the organism in Eukaryota, Fungi, Ascomycota, Dothideomycetes, Pleosporales, Didymosphaeriaceae. Gene Ontology annotation, cellular component: fungal-type vacuole membrane. Bases 406 to 2436 code for a protein of 676 amino acids. The transcript has 3 exons. Gene Ontology annotation, molecular function: basic amino acid transmembrane transporter activity. Gene Ontology annotation, biological process: transmembrane transport; basic amino acid transport. The record is from RefSeq and is a predicted model, not a curated record.
CGAAUACGACGGAUUCACGCAUGUACAUGUGCGUCUAGGGUUAGUGUAUUACUUAUUCCGGCAUGCAUCGCGGCUGCGACCGUGCGCGCCGUUCAUUACCACGACCCUCUACCGGCGCGCCUCAGCCACAGACCAUACCCUGUCUGCGAAAUAACAUGCAGUAGGCAGCAUGUCUAAUCGGCCUACAGUGUGGGUGGUCGAGGGUGGGCCUAUUUCACGCUGAGCAACCCCGAACAGGUAUAGUUGCUGGGGCACACCUGGGCGCAGCCCUGAGUUGUAUAAAAUGAUGCUCGCAGUACGUACAAAGUCCUGCGCUCAGGCUCAUGCUCUUCAAGUCAACUUGCAGACUUCAUUUUCCGAUCCUUGUGCUGUCAUCGAACCAUUCCGGGCUGUUUACAACACGCGAUGGCAUACAUGUUAUACAAGUAUAUACGACGGAGGGUUAAGGAGAGUAAAGCGAAAAAAGGAUCCUUCUCAACCGCAGACGAUAUACAUCUGUCGCCAUAUGCGUCGCCUCCGUCAACGGCGAACGACGACCACGCAGCUCCCACACACCAAAACUCUGACAUCACUAAACCAGGCGCCGCAAGGGACACGGUCGAGAAUGAGAGGCUAAGGCAAGAGGCUAGGAGAUUGACAAUACGUCGAUGGAAAUUGAUGGCUGGCUUGGUGCUUCCAAACUUCCUCGCUGCAGUCGAUGUGACGAUUGUGGCUCCAGCAAUCCCUACCAUCUCAUCGCAUUUCAACCAUCUGAGUGGAAGCUUCAACUGGAUCGUCGCGGCCUAUACGCUCACUUUUACCACCUUUGUCCCAGUAUCUGGCCAGCUUGCAGAUGUCUAUGGGAGACAUGCCGCUCUCCAGUGGCAGAUGUUUUGGAUCAUGAUUGGUAGCGUACUUUGCGCAUCUUCAGUUACCUGGGGAAUGCUGCUCCUUGGAAGAGCGCUCCAGGGCUUGGGGGCCGCUGGUAUCCUGAAUCUCACGCGCAUUGUCCUGUCCGACGGCAUGAGUUUGGCAGAUAACUCAAAGAACAACACCAUCUUCAGUUUGAUCAACGGCAUCAGUUAUGCCGUGGGCCCCGUGAUCGGAGGCUAUCUCACCAGCGCAAGCUGGCGGUAUUGCUUUGUGAUCCCCAUCCCGAUCGCUGUCGUCUCUCAUGUUCUCAUCUUCGUGCUUAUGCGCAAGGAACUAAAGAAAGGUCGCGUCGCUCUGAACCCGGGCGACUCUAGACGCACUGGCUACAUUACCGGCCUCGGAUACAUCGACUGGAUCGGCAUGAUAACCUUCAUCUUUGGCAUCGGGCUCAUCAUCCUCGCCGUCCAAUGGGGCGGAACUUCCUACGCCUGGGACUCACCCGCCACCAUCGUCCCCUUCGUCGUCGGGGGGGUACUCCUCGUCGUCUUCUUUACCCACGAAUACCUUCUCGGCCCAGGCCGCUUCAUGGCGCGUAUCUUCACGCACCAAGUAGCCAUGAUACCCUCGACGCUCUUCCGUAAGAAGGACACAACGCUUCUCAUGAUCAUCAAUUUCUCCGCAGGCGUGUCUCUCGUCUCAGCAUUCUACUUCGUCUCCUACUACUGGCAGCUUGCUGAGGGCUAUCCUUCCUCCAAAGCCGGCACUCAGCUCCUAUACUACACUCCAGGUCUUGGAGUGGGUGUCUAUAUCACGCUCGCCAUGUGCAACUACUGGCCCAAACAAACGUUCUACCCGCUUUUCAUUGGCUCUAUUGUAGAAGCCGUCGGUCUCGCAGCAAUGACGUGGGCGAUUUCUACGCGGAACACCACGCUCGUGAGCGUCUUCCUUGCUGUCGCUGGCGCAGGAACAGCAUUUCGAUUUAUGCCCGUGGUCCUGCACGCAGCAGGGAUUUGGCCAACGCGUCUGGCGGCGAUGCAGAGCGUGCUCAGCUUUACGCUUCCACUGGGCGAGACGCUGGGUAUCUCAAUGAUGGGCGCGGUGUUUAGCAACAAGUUCGCGCAGUACCUGUCCGCUAUCGACCCGGGAAACAGUUCCUCGUUCAAUGGCGGGACCACCGGGCCUACGAACCUCGACUCUCUGAACAGCCUGCCCCCUGCUGCCCAAGAAGCAGUCCGCAAUGCUGCUGCGAGGGCCAUUAUGUGGGGCUUCAUCUCUGUGCUGCCGUUCAUGGCGCUCAGCAUCGUUGCGUCGGCGUUCCUGGGUAAUGUGUGGAUCGGGAACCCGAAGAAAGUUGACAACGAGGGCAUAGUGAAGAAGGAGGAGAAGAAAGGCAUGGUGAUGAUGAGUCCGUUCCUGCUCGCUGUAUGCACGGGAAGCGUGCACAGGCAGAGGAAAGAGGUUGACCCUGCGGCGGAGCAGCGAGAGCACGAGUUCGAGCGAGCAGAUGUGUACGAUGCUGAGACAGCUGCUGGGUUCAACCCAGCACAGGCCGUGCACGUUAGUCGCGGGGAAAGGGAAGCAUAACAAAGCGCGCGUCUGGCAUGGACAUUUCCUUUGUAUGAUUUAGAAACAUGAUAGACUGGUUCCAAGUAAUUAUACCACAUAGACCAUCC